Messenger RNA from Labrus bergylta (ballan wrasse), 2500 nucleotides. RefSeq names its product 5-hydroxytryptamine (serotonin) receptor 5A, genome duplicate b (gene htr5ab). Gene Ontology annotation, molecular function: G protein-coupled serotonin receptor activity; serotonin binding; neurotransmitter receptor activity. NCBI's taxonomy places the organism in Eukaryota, Metazoa, Chordata, Actinopteri, Labriformes, Labridae. The record is from RefSeq and is a predicted model, not a curated record. Gene Ontology annotation, cellular component: plasma membrane; dendrite. Gene Ontology annotation, biological process: adenylate cyclase-inhibiting serotonin receptor signaling pathway; chemical synaptic transmission; G protein-coupled receptor signaling pathway, coupled to cyclic nucleotide second messenger.
GAACGACGUGCAGAAACCGCCUCUGAACCAUCUUGGUCCUUGGCUGCGGGGCUGUGAGCUGCGACCAUGGCGUAUCCGAACACCAGCAUCCUGACGGCCAACCUCAGCGGCGCUUUGGACGGCCACAACUUGGGGGGAAACAUCUACCGGCCCUUCUCUGUUUUCAGCGUCCUCACUCUGACUCUGCUGGCCAUGCUGGUGGUGGCCACCUUCGUGUGGAACUUACUGGUGCUGGUCACCAUCCUGAGGGUGCGGACCUUCCACCGGGUGCCCCACAACCUCGUGGCGUCCAUGGCGAUCUCCGACGUGAUGGUGGCCGCGCUGGUCAUGCCCCUGAGCCUUGUGCACGAGCUGAACGGGAGGCUGUGGAAGCUGGGCCGCGUCCUGUGCCAGGUCUGGAUCUCGUUCGACGUGCUCUGCUGCACGGCGAGCAUCUGGAACGUGACGGCCAUCGCGCUGGACCGCUACUGGUCGAUCACCAGACACCUGCAGUACACGCUCAAGACGCGCAAAAAGAUAUCCAAUGUGAUGAUCGCACUCACCUGGCUGCUGUCCUCGAUCAUUUCGCUGUCGCCUCUCUUCGGGUGGGGGGAGACGUACUCAGAGGGGAUGAAGUGCCAGGUGAGCCAGGAGCCGUCCUACACCAUCUUCUCCACCUUCGGAGCGUUCUACCUGCCGCUCUGCGUGGUGCUGUUCGUUUACUGGAAGAUCUACAAGGCCGCAAAGUUUCGGAUAGGAACGCGCAAGACCAACACAAUCACGCCCAUGGCCGAGGUGAAGGAGGAAACACAUCAGCCGCAGAUGGUGUUCACCGUGCGCCACGCCACCGUGACCUUCCAGACGGACGGCGACACGUGGCGCGAGCAGAAGGAGAAGAAGGCGGCGCUGAUGGUCGGCAUUCUCAUCGGCGUGUUCGUACUCUGCUGGAUUCCCUUCUUCAUCACAGAGCUCAUCGUCCCCUUGUGCUCAUGCGACAUUCCGCCCAUCUGGAAGAGCAUCUUCCUGUGGCUGGGCUACUCCAACUCCUUCUUCAACCCACUCAUAUACACCGCCUUUAAUAAGAACUACAACAAUGCCCUGAGGAACCUCUUCUCCCGGCAGCGCUGAGCUACUUUGCACGCUCAGCAGAAACACUUCACCAGCAUGCACUACUCAGUGUUACAGAAAGGGAUUAAACCCGGUCUGUUUCUACCACUCCAUCCUUUCUCCAAAAGGAUGAUAACUAGAAGCUAUGUCUUUAAGACUGUUUCCAAAACGUUGUUCUUUCUAUGAAUGUGUUGUUUUUGUUCUUCACCAUGCUGAGCUAAACUCACAGCUGGACUGAGAUGGGUGUCUGAGCGAGGAAUAAAUUGGCUGUGUUGUGGCAGCAGCAGCAGAUGCUAAGUGAUGUCUACAUGUCGGUUUUCUUUCAGGCUUAUUAGGGGAAAAAAAGAAGGAAAACUCCCUUUUUCAUCAUCACGAGAGGCUUCGAGGAAUGGUUUCAAAGUAAGGAUGCAAGAAGAAAAGGUGUUAAUCAUAAACAAAGAUAGAAAUUUGGAUUGUGUACGACACCAGACAACAAAAACGCUGAACUAUGUCGAGCAGAUUUAAAGUUAAAAACUACUCGAGAAGCGUCUGUUAGAGAAACACAAGAAUCUACAAAUACAAGCUAAGAAGAAACCCCCCCCCAACAGCAAAUCUACCAAAAAACAAAAACACAACACAGUGGUGCGGAAAAUACUAGCGAUCUGGCAGGAGAAACUCCGAGUGAAGUCAGAGCCCAUAACAGCUGUUUGCAUUCACACAUGCAGUUUCUCCUGGAAGUAUCCAGAGAAGUGUUAAAGCUCUAAUUAUGAUGAAUGAAGACUUGACACCAUAACAAAUGAAAUAAUGUAAACGUCAGGUUUAUAAAAAAGUAAAGAGAUAAAAUGCUCAAUAAUCACACAAACUCCCGGGCGUCACAUCCAAUCAGUUUUCCUUCCAUAUGCCACCUACCUUACACUCUUAUGUGUAUGUAAUGAAAGCAGGGAAACAUCAGCCGAUAUAAAUGUAAUGUUGUUAAGAGACAAAGUACAGACGAUAUGUGUACCUGUGUUAAGCUUCUAAAUGCAUCAUCUGAUCAUUAUCAUGAUCUGUUGCAGGAGAAAAUAAAUCAGACAUCUUGCUUUAUUGUACGAGGGAGCGAAAGUGAAAACUCCACGUUUAAAGUAAGACUCAUGGAGUUAUACUGCAGCAGGGUGGGGUUGGGAAUAAGAGAAGUAAUGUGAACCAAAUAUCCCUAAUGGGCUCAGCACACUAAAGCUAUGCUUCACUUGGUUUAAUGAUGUUCUCCAAGUGAGCCUCUUUAUCAUCUUUUACACAACGCCUCUUUUUCCUGCACAAAUAGUCACUUUCUUCUGAUGGUGUUCAACACUGUGGAGUCAGAAAGCUCGUCUUCAUUAGAUAAUGUAAUAUAUUGUAAUGUAAGGAAUGAAGCAUGAUAAAGUAGUUCCUCAGCUGAUGUUGUGAUAUAUCUGCAGUA